AUGCCGAGCACCAAGCCCAUCUUUGCUGCCUUCACCCUACAGCUUCUCUUCCUCCUCCUUUUCUUGACCGACGUCUCUCCCUAUUGCCACGUCAGCACAGCCGAUGAAUGUGACGAGCAAAAAGACUUUGUGCCUGGCUACAGCUUGGCUGCAGAAGGCCUGGACAUCACCACACUGGAGAAGAAGGCCACAGUGUUGGAUCUGAAUCAGUGGCAGAAAGCUGACGGCACCUGCACCCUGUGCCGUAACCCUUUUCUGCAGAAUAGGCCUCUUCAGAGACUUCCCUUGGUGGCCGUUGACUGGACAGCCAAAAUGAAGUGUCAGAGGAAGGUUCACACUUCCCUACAAAGCUCUAGCAUUGAUGUGCUUCACGCAGCAGCAUCUGACGUGAACAACGACUGGAAGGUGGGACUUGAUGUGCAGCCAAAUCCCGGGCUUCAAGUCCAGAUGACUAUGGCUGGAACUCACUCCAAGAUGGCGGACUUCACCAUACAGAAGAGUAACCAAGACAAGUACAGUUUUGCAAGCCACGAGAUCUCCUGCUUUCAUUACAGCUUCCGUAUCCACCAAUACAUUCCCAUCAGCCAUUUCAGGCACGCUCUUCGCAGUCUCCCUGCCAAGUACCGACCUGACUCCCGUCUGGAAUACCAUCAGCUCAUUGGCAUUUAUGGGACCCACUUCAUCAGUCAUCUGCAUUUGGGGGGCCGCGUGAGGGAUGUGACAGCCGUGCGGGUCUGCGAGACAGCGUUGGAUGGUGUGUCUGUUGACGAAGUUAAAGACUGUUUAAGCCUCGAGGCCUCAGCCAACAUUGGGGGUGGCAAAGGGAGCCUCAGCGCAGCCUACAAAGCAUGUGAAGAGCUGAAGAAGAAGAAGAGUUUCAAAGGAAGCUUCCACAACACCUACAAUGAGAGACACACGGAGGUGGUGGGAGGGGAACAAAACACCGACUUGCUUUUUUCAAAUGAACAAAACCCUGAAGGCUAUAAGCAGUGGUUGGAAAGCCUCAGAUCUAUGCCCGAGCUCCUUUCUUACUCCCUGAAGCCCCUCCAUAGUUUGCUGCCUAAGGGUGACCCAAAGCGGAACAGUUUGCAGCAGGCGGUGAGCGAGUACAUCAGAGAAAGGAUCCUUUGGAGGAACUGCACCCAGCCUUGUCCUCCUGGCUCCCAACGCAGCCUCCGGGAUCCCUGCUCCUGCACGUGUCCCAGUGACGGCACCACUAACACCAUGUGCUGCUCCCGGGAGCGAGGCCAGAGCAAACUAACGGUGACGAUUCGACGUGCCUACGGUCUCUGGGGAGAUGAUACCACAAGAACAGAUGCUUACGUCAAGGUGUUGUUCCAGAGCAUUCAGAGCCGGACAUCCACUGUGUGGAAUAAUGACAACCCCGUAUGGAUGACCCACUUGGAUCUGGGGAGGGUCCAGAUCUUGGGAGAAACCAGCAAGCUCCGAAUACAAGUCUGGGAUGAAGACAACCGUUAUGAUGAUGAUCUUCUGGGCACGUGUGAACGAACUCUCAGGUCUGGGAAAUCUGAGACCGAGACGUGUUACCUUGACCAUGGACGCCUUGAAUUUCAGUAUCAUUUGAAAUGUGGCCCCUUCUUAGGGGGGCCCUACUGCUUGGAUUAUGCCCCUCAGCAGCCACACAGGGCUGCUAUGUUGCAACGUGGAGCAAAGUGA
This is a messenger RNA of Protobothrops mucrosquamatus (brown spotted pit viper), 1677 nucleotides long. RefSeq names its product perforin-1-like. Lineage: Eukaryota; Metazoa; Chordata; Lepidosauria; Squamata; Viperidae. The coding region runs from base 1 to 1677 and encodes 558 amino acids. The record is from RefSeq and is a predicted model, not a curated record. The transcript has 2 exons.